Molecule: messenger RNA, 1047 nt
Organism: Paramacrobiotus metropolitanus
Lineage: Eukaryota; Metazoa; Tardigrada; Eutardigrada; Parachela; Macrobiotidae
Exons: 2
Coding region: 197-754 (185 amino acids)
Source: RefSeq, a predicted model, not a curated record
CCCGCCGAACAGUUUGUCCUGUGUCCGCCGCAAUACGCGGGCGCACCGCCGACUUACGCCGUCGAUAUACGUAACUGUUGAAGAACAGCCGAAUUUCCGUGAUAUCCUUCCAUCGGUGUGGACUGUGAAACUGACGGUCACAAACUCAGUUUUUGCUGCAUCAGCUAGCCCUAAAGAAGCCAAAAGUGGAACCACAAUGAUGGUUGAAUAUCAAGUCCGGGCUUUGGGGUCUUGCGAUUAUAAGAUUGAGAAGGAGAAAUGUUCGGUGGUGGAUAGCAGCAUGCGGAGUGCUAUCGGAGGUCUGAGCGCCUAUGUACAAUGCCCAUGCGGAAACUCCCAUUACCAGCUGAAGCAAAACUGUCAUGUGUUUGUCAACUUGACCUUUUUCCCGGAGAAGACGACCGGGGAAAGCACAGACCGUCUGGAUUUAAAGCGAUUGCGGGAAUCGCAGACACUGUCCGACUGCAAAUUGGUUUGUGCUGGUGUUUCCCGUGCAUCGCGCCAUCUUGGCUGCCCAGUCGUCCGUUUUUGCCGCCAUGUUUCAGAACGACAUGUUGGAGAAGUCGUCCGGAGUCUGCAAGAUCGACGACAUCGGUGCGGAUCUUCUGGAAGUGAUUAUUCACUUCGCCUAUACGCGUGCGCCCUUCAAAAUCACAAAUUUAAUGGGGUUGUGGCAUGCAGCGGACAAGUACGACAUGGAAGAUCUGCGUGCGGAAUGUGUGCGUCGGAUGGCCAGCUCUAUCACGGCGGAUAACGCUUUGCAGUAUUUCAGGUUUGCUCGUGAACACGGUUUGACCAAACUGAUAAUGGCCGCCGGAAAGUUCAUUGGUCAAGAUCCACUUAACAUCAGUUAAACAUGGCCAUGGACUGACACAGUGACACUACUGUGUAUAAACUAUAAAGCUGCUUUUCGUUGUGACUUGUGAGUGCGUCGACAUUUGUCGUGAACAGUACUGGAUAUACAAUUUGUUUCCGUUUUGGGUUUUCUUACAGCCGAAGUUAUCAUGAAUGCUGUUCUAAUCGCAGGAAUUGUUAAUAAUGUUUGUA